CGCAUCACUUUACAUACCUACAUCCGCGGCCGCGCAGGCGCAACGUCGUGACGUGACGUAAUUGUCCAUUCAUACUUUUUGUUUCAUUAAUGAAAAUGAGUUUUCCAAUAAUGUUUCUUGUGUUGUGUUUACCACAAAAUAAUAUUUUUAGUGAUUUGUUACACAAGUGCUGCAACAUGUUUUAAUACCUUUUCCUGAAUGUUACGUGCAUUUUGGCUUGAAGUGCAUUCAUUCAUUGAAAGAGUGCAGGUAUUGAGCACAUGCGCACUGCAAACGUGAAUCUAGGCGAUCUCUAGUGUUAGUUUUGUUUGAACUCUCGAAUGUGGCUCCCAUUACAUUUUGUGAUGAUAAGUGCUUCGAUUUGAAAUACAUGAACAAGUGACUGAAUUGAAACUGGAAGUCUGGAAAACAGGCAGAAGUAGAACAUUACGACACUCCGGAAGUGGCGGGACAAGCAAGCCGGCCGAGCUCGUUCCGAAAGAGAUAACAACGGAUGAAAGAGAUAAACAGUAAUGGAUUUAACAUGGCGGACGAUACGCGUAAAGUACGAGUUGAAGAAAGAUUGAAAAUAAAGAUUGGUGAAGCAAAAAACGUGCCAGGUCGCAGCCAUGGCGGGUCGUGCCACCGCGACAUAUACUGCGUGUUGUCGCUCGACCAGGAGGAAAUAUUUCGCACCUCUACCAUGGAACGGACACUCAAUCCAUUUUUCGGCGAAGAAUUCCAAUUCGAGGUUCCCCGAAGAUUUCGAUACCUCUCAAUUUACGUGUUCGACCGUGACAAGCAUCUCAAACAGGACAAGGUGCUCGGAAAAGUGGCAAUCAAGCGAGAGGACCUUCACCGGUACAACAACAAAGACCACUGGUUCGCCCUCCGGCCGGUCGACGCAGAUUCAGAAGUUCAGGGCAAAGCGCACAUCGAACUUUCCCUCGAGGAUUCGAGAAAACGGUUACGAAUGGAGCCGAAGCCGCCCGACCCGGACCCGGCCGCCGACGGGUCGUCGAAGAACAAAGGAAACAAUCUCGUGAGGCUGUCCGAAUACUGCAAGGAGAGCAUGAGGUUCGGCUCGUGCUCCAGCUCGACGAGCAAAAAGCUGCUCAGCGCCGUGGCAACGGAGCCCUCGUUAGCUUUGUCGCGUUCGGAGAGUCUCAAGGACAGAGCGCAGUGGGGGACUCGGACGAAACCCCCCAUGCACACGAUGUCCGAGCCGGACGCGUCGCCGCCCACCGCCGCCGACUACUGGUCGGACCCGGAGCGGCACUGCGCCGCGCGCGUGGGCCCGGACACGCUGCGGCUGCGCGUGCUGGAGUGCCUGGAGCUCACCACCAAGAACGGACAGUGCGAUCCGUUCGCUCUCGUCACGUUACUGUACUCCAACGGGCGAAGAGUAGAAAAGCGCACGAAACCCAGAAAGAAGACUGUUAACCCUCAAUUUGACGAAAUAUUCUGUUUUGAUCUCGUUAUGGACGCCGACCCCAAAGACAAGGACGGUUCUCAAUCGGCGGGCGUGGCCUGCGAAGCGCGAGUUUCUGUAUGGCACGACGCAGCAACACCUGUCUUCCUCGGCGAAGUGCGGUUGCAGUUACGGCAAACGGCACUGUCUCCUCUUCGCGCUUGGUUCUUCCUAACCUCCCGGGCCGGCGGCGCUCUGUCCCGGGGCGCCACGCCGCCCGGCACGCGGCUGUCGGCGGCGAGCGCGGCUGCGCUGGGCUCGCUGCGGCUGUGGCUGCAGUACACCGUGGACCACGUGUUCCCGCUCGACCACUACAGCCGCCUGGAGGAGUGCUUCCUGCGCAGCGUGCAGCAGAAGCCUAUAACAGCGUCAGCGGUGUACAUUCUCGGCGAGAUAGUGUCGAACAAGACUGACGCGGCGCAGCCUCUGGUGCGAUUGUUCACGCACCACGAUCUCAUCGUGCCCAUCGUCAGGGAACUCGCGCAUGCCGAGAUUUCUGCUCUCACUGACGCGACGACGAUAUUCCGCGGCAACACACUCGUGUCCAAGAUGAUGGACGAAGCGAUGCGGCUGACGGGCGCUGCCUAUCUCCGCUCCGUGCUGCGACCAACACUAGCCGCCGUGCUAGCGGAGCGGCGCCCGUGCGAGAUCGACCCUGCGCGCGUCAAGCCCUCCGCCGCCAUCUCCGCUAACCUGACCAACCUCAAGGACUACGUGGAGAGGGUAUUCGACGCGAUAACAUCAUCGUACGCGAUGUGCCCAGCCGCGAUGUGUCGCCUGUUCGACGCGCUGCGGCAGUGCGCCGUGCGUCAUUUCCCGCGCAACGGGGAAGUGCGUUACUCCGUCGUGUCGGGGUUCAUAUUCCUGCGGUUCUUCGCGCCAGCUAUACUCGGACCGAGGCUCUUCGAUCUCACUACUGAACAAAUUGACCCUCAAACCAACCGGACGCUGACGCUGAUCUCGAAGACGAUCCAGUCGCUGGGCAACCUGGUGAGCAGCCGCUCGGCGCAGCAGGUGUGCAAGGAGGAGUACAUGGCCGAACUGUACCGCAGCUUCUGCACGCCCAGACAUGUGCAAGCAAUAAAGCAGUUCCUCGAAAUAAUCUCCACCAGUACGGACACGCAGAACAACAAUGUCCAAGAAACCCCCGUGCUGCUCAAAGAAGGGACGAUGAUCAAGCGAUCAGAAGGAGUGCGCGGUGGCGCGGGGUCGCCACGCAAGCGCUGGGCGCGCGCCGCUCAUCAGCACGCCAAGCGGCGCCACUUCCGACUCACCAGCGGUGAGCUGACGUGGUCGCGCUGCGGCGCCAAGACGGCCGCCAACCGGCUGGCGCUAUCGGGAGUCCUGGCCGUGGCCGCUGUAGACUGCCCGCCCGCCGGCGCGCCGCUUGGCGCCAAUAACAUCUUCCAAAUAGUGCACCGCGAGCGCGUGCUGUUCGUGCAGGCCAGCAACUGCGUGGAGCGCGCCGAGUGGGUGCGCCUGCUGAGGGCGCUGUGCCGCGCCGCGCCCUCGCCGCCGCACCGCGGCUUCUACGCCGACACGUGGACUUGCUGCGGCAGGCCCGAAGCGGAGGCCGAAGGCUGCGGCGGGCGGACGGAGUCCACGGAGUACCUGACGGAGGGCGACCUGCGCGCGCCCGCCGCGCUCGCGCUGCGCCUCGACCCCGCGCGCGACCUGCAGCGCCUGCACGCGCUGCUCGUGGCCCACGCGCACCGCCUCGACGCCGCCGUGCUGCGCCUGCCAGAUGUCACGAAUGUAGAAGAGCGGGAGGCCGAGGCGACUACGCUCCGCGACUUGCAGAAAGCGAUGUUCGACCUCGAACACCGGCAUCGACUCUAUAGGCGGUCACUCGCACGGGAGACCAAAUAUGGCAGCAAGCAAGCGCCCAUAGGCGACGACAACUACCUCCACCUGGCGGGCGCCGCCGGCAACGCGGACGCGGACCCGUUCCACUGGCGCGCCUGGCGCGGCGACGCCUCGCCCACCGUGGACCUGGACGGGCGCGCGCUGCCGCUGCAGGCCUCGCUCGACAUCGGCUCCAGCACCGAGUCCGUGCGCCUCGCGCGCCACGCCGACGAGCGCUCCUCCGGCAAGUCCGCGCGCUCCGCCGCCGGCGGCUACCUCGCCAUGUCCUGCCUCAAGCACGACGACGACGGCGACGCCGGCGAGCGGCCCGCGCGCCCGCCCAAGCCCGCGCGCCUGUCGCCCGCGCGCGCGCCCGCCGCCGCGCACGGCGAGUACGUGGCCGUGGAGCCGCGCCCGCCGCCGCGCCGCGACCCCGACGCGCCGCGCUGCCGCGAGUACGAGCUCAUGGCCGACUUCCGCGCGCGCGCGCCCUCGCCCGCGCCGCCCGCCGUGCCCCCGCGCGCCCCCCACCGCGCGCGCCCGCCGCCGCCGCGCGAGCCCGCCGCCAGCCUCGACGACCCCGCGCCCGCCGACGCCGUCUCCAACGACGACAGCCUGCUCGACGAGCUGCAGCGCGGCACCUACUGCGUGCUCAAGGUGUGCGAGGACGACGCGCCCGACGACGAGCCGCCCGCCCCCGCCGCCUCGGACCCCGCGCCCGGCCCCGCCGCCGCCGACCCGGACGACACCGCCGCCCCCGUUGACGCCAAGGACGAGGAGUGCGCGACGUUCUCCCGGAUCAGCAUGAAGAGGAAGUCGAACCCGAUCAAGUCGCAGACGGCCGCCGCGAAGCCGCUGAAGACGUCCAACUCGACGUCGAACGUGCACGACAUAGGCGCGAGCGGCUCGCGGCCGCUGGCGGAGCGCCUGACGCCGUUCUUCCUCAAGAAGAAGAAGCCGCCGGAGGAGGCGCCGGCGGCGGGCGGCGCACGCAAGGAGGACAAUCUCAUCGGGCGCCUGACGCCGCGCUUCGGCCAGUCGCGGCUGUACGGGCGCGGCCAGUCGCUGGAGCUGGCGCCGCCGGACCGCAAGCGCAUCGAGCGCUCGGCCACCACGGUCAACAUGCCCACGCGGCCCAUCAACUCGUCCAUCGUGGCCAACCUGAAGUUCUUCAGCCUGCACCGCUACGGCGCGCCGGCCGAGGACGUGCAGUGCCGCGCCUUCGUGCGCACGGACGAGGCGCCGGCCGCCGCCGCGCCCGACGCGCCGCCCGACGCCUGGCGCCACGCCUCGCUGCUGGCCGCCGCCUCCAGCGACAUCCGCCUAUAGCCCGCCGCCCGCCGCCCGCCGGGUUCUGAAACGAUAGACUAGGAUUUAUAUUUAUUACUACGUUUGAACUUCCUUUCGUUGACCUGAACCGUGUGCCUCUUUAGAUAGUAGCGGCUUCUCUGAUGGAAUAACUGAUAUGAUUAAGGAUAAUGCGAUAGCUUAAAUACUCAAAAGGUGCCAAGUGUUGUGCGACCUCGCCGCUGCGGCGGACGAACUCUCAUUCCUGUAGCACGAAAGUAUUGAAUUUUGUGAAAGUCUAAAUACUGAAGAUAUCUUUUCUAGAAAUGAUGUUUUCGGUCUCACCUCGAAAGUAGCGAGUCGAGGUAGCGUAUUUUUAUAUAUUUGUUUUAUGUAGUAUAUUAGAAGGAUAACUAUAAUUGCAUGUUACUUUUUCAAUUUUUAUGGCUAACAUUCUCAACUCUUGACGACUGAAACUUAAGAUGAAUGUUUAAAUGACGGAAAUGGAGAACUUUCACAAAAAAGCACUCAAGUUAUUUACCUACUCUCAGUACGAUUAGAAUUUAACAUUAUUGUAUGUACUUAACUUUGAUAUUACCGACACUCCUAAUGAAAGAUUAUUCUAAAUGAAAUUGUAUCAUGCAUGAUAUAAGACGGCCUUAGGACGCGGCGCGCCCGCGCACAGCAUGGCCUUGAAGUUUAACUCUGUGAUUCACUUUACAAACUCCGCUCAUAUUUAUAGUAUAAUGUAAUUAAUGUUAGAAUGUAUGUAUAUAAACAUCAGUCAAUUGCAAACAAUCUUAUAUCGAAUAUAAUUGCACAGGAGUUAAAUUGAUUCUGUAAUCUUUAUAAUAGUAGUAAGUAAUAUUCGUUUGCAAUAUUACAGUUCUAUCUGAUGUGUAGAUAUUUAACUCAAUUGUAUUUUAUGUGCGUUGUUGUCCUCUUUGUAGAGGAAUAUUAUGAUUUAAUUGUAAGAAGAGUAAAAUAAUGUACAAAUUAAUAUUUCUAUGCAUUAUUAUGUUAUUUAUUCUUAUU
This is a messenger RNA of Ostrinia furnacalis (Asian corn borer), 5617 nucleotides long. It is a transcript of the gene RasGAP1, whose product is annotated as Ras GTPase activating protein 1. Gene Ontology annotation, biological process: regulation of GTPase activity. Bases 494 to 4624 code for a protein of 1376 amino acids. The record is from RefSeq and is a predicted model, not a curated record. NCBI's taxonomy places the organism in Eukaryota, Metazoa, Arthropoda, Insecta, Lepidoptera, Crambidae. The transcript is spliced from 16 exons.